Durusdinium trenchii is the source of this 868-nucleotide messenger RNA. Lineage: Eukaryota; Dinophyceae; Suessiales; Symbiodiniaceae. The record is from the annotation of a GenBank genome assembly.
GCCAUUUAUUUCCUCAUCGCCGGCACUUAUACGCCCUUCUUGCUCUUCUACUCUGACCACGUUGGGCUGGUGGAGCUGCUGAAGGUGGAGUGGGUUCUUUGCUGGGUCGGAAUUGUCGUGCACAUUUGCUCGCAAUACUUCGACUGGGGCACUUCAGAGUGGACAACCGCUGACAUGACGACACCCUCCAGUCUCGCAAGGUGCCGUACCUGACUGGAGAGCUGAUUUUGUAUCUGAUGAUGGGCUGGGCAGUGGUCUUGGUUUGGGAUACCUUUCGCUCCGUGAUGCCACCAGCUUGUAUGUCAUGGCUCGUGGCGGGCGGGCUCUUGUACACUGGGGGCGUGCCGUUCUUCAUGCUCGCCGACUACAGGCCGAUCCACCAUGUGAUUUGGCACCUCUUUGUGGCUGCAGCCGCCAUUUGCCAUUGGAUGGCCGUUAAGGACGCGGCUCGUGAUGCCUUGCUGCAUCAUUCGCAUGGGCCCUUCAGCGCGCCGGUCGAGUGGUGGGUCGAAAGGUUCCAUGAAGUUCGCGAGGAAAUGUCAAAGCUUCACAAUGAAACUCAAGAUCACGGCGUUUACAGGACCCUGAUCGAUCAUUUGGCUCCACUGCUGAAUGGCACUGCCAUGCAUGGCGUCUCCACGCUGGCCUCCUGAGAGUCCCACAGCUGGAGGGCACGGGCACGCAGGUCCGGAGCUCCUGCCAUGCUCACAGCCAGCUGUGAGAUUUCAACUACUUCCAUAGCUGGAUCCAGGGCGUUCAGAACUGGAUUCCGGGCGAGCAUGGGGCCUAUGAACCUGAAGACAAAACAUGAGUCGUUUCACAGGGUUUGAGACGGAGACGGUUUGAGCGAUGAUGGGUGGAUCCUGCA